AUGGGGUUGGGAUGCAUCCACCCUGCCCUGUCUCCCAUCCCUCUUCUGCCCCGCAGGACACUCUGCCUGCUCUUGGUCAGCCUGGAGCUGGCCAUCGGCUUCACUCUGGCUGCUGCGGUGCUCUACGCCUCCUGGUUCGACCCCGAGCUCUUCUACCGCCUGCUGUUGCGUGUGCUGUGUGAGGAGACCUACGUCGACCUGGCGUAUGCACUGGGAAAGAUCCUCCCCGUGAUCGCAGAGCUGGAGAAGCGGCUGGCGCAGCUGGAGGCGACGGUGCGGUGCGAGCCCGAGAGCCAGCACCCGCUGUCGGUCGGGCUGAAGGGCACCAGCCUCAUGGAGACCCUGCAGCUCGUGCAGGCCAAGGUCAACGUCCUGGACGUGGCCGUGCUGGACCAAGUGGAGGCCCGGCUGCAGAGCGUCCUGGCGAAGGUGAAUGAAAUUGCCAAACACAAGGCAACUGUGCAAGAUGCCGACACUCAGAGCAAGAUCCACCAGAUCUAUGAGACGAUGCAGCGCUGGGACCCCGUGGCCAGCACCCUGCCCGACGUUGUGCAGAGGCUGGUGACCUUGCGGGACCUGCACGAGCAAGCCACACAGUUCGGGCAGGUCCUCGUGCACUUGGACACCACGCAGCAGGAGGCGGCUGGGGCUCUCAAGGACAACAGCGUGCUGCUGGCGGAGCUCCAGAAGACAAUGAAGGAGAACCUGGCCAUCGUAGAGGAGAACUUUGCGGAGAUAGACGCCCGCAUCAAGCGGCUGCAGAAGUGAGAGCACCCUGGAGACCCCCCGCACCGGGCAUCCCUGCCCCCCCCAGGCCCUGUGACCCCCUGGGAAUCACUCCCUGCCCCCGCAGGUACCAGCCCCUGCUUGUAUAUACCCUGGCUCUGCCCCGCUGCAGAGCAUGGGGGCUGGAGGGGUCCUCCCCACCCCUCCCUUCCCACCUCGCGGGGGGGGUGUCUCUGGGCCCCCCCGAUUUACCCCAAUAAACAGCUCAGCUCCACACGCAUGCGUGUCGGCA
Molecule: messenger RNA, 1018 nt
Organism: Gymnogyps californianus (California condor)
Lineage: Eukaryota; Metazoa; Chordata; Aves; Accipitriformes; Cathartidae
Product: dynactin subunit 2-like
Exons: 8
Coding region: 1-768 (255 amino acids)
Biological process (GO): mitotic spindle organization
Cellular component (GO): cytoplasm; centrosome; dynactin complex
Source: RefSeq, a predicted model, not a curated record